AUGUCCCUCGUACGACUCGCCGAAAUCGCACUUCAACCGCAGAGCAUUGCGGCGACGCUACUCUGCAUAACCCUGGUCGCCGUCAUCCACAAACGCCUGACGCAAUCCAACAAGCUACCUCUCCCACCAGGCCCGCCAGGCCAUUUCAUCUUCGGCAAUUCCAUACCCAGUACCUUUGCGUACCGCAAAUUCGAAGAAUGGACUCAAGAAUACGGGCCUGUCUUCACCCUCCGGCAAGGUCUGACAACGACCAUCGUCAUCGGCCGCCUGCAAGCUGCGAUUGACAUCAUGGAGAAGGAAGGAGCUGCGCUCGUUGACAGACCCCACAACAUCUCCGCCGGGGACACGCUUUCGGGUGGGAUGCGCGUGUUGCUGACACCCGCUGGCGAGAGGUUCAAGAAGAUGCGGAGAGCGCUGCAUGCACACCUCCAGCCCAAGAUUGUGGCCAAUUACGCCCCUACGCUCACGCGAAACGCGAAGCAGCACAUCCUGGAUGUGAUUGACAAUCCCAAUCGACACCAAGACCAUGCUAAGAGGUAUUCGGCUUCGGUGGUGAUGGCACUUGCCUAUGGGCGCCACCCCAAGUGUUACGAAGACCCAGAUGUGCAGGCUGUCAACCGCUGCCUGACGCGCCUGGGCGUCACACUUCGCCCAGGUAUCUGGAAGGUUGACGCCUACCCCUUCCUCAAAUACAUCCCAGGCUAUCUGAAGGAGCUUCAAGACGGGCAUGCCGAGGAGCUUGCGCUCUUCAAACGUCAGCUGAACGAAGUUAAAGCUAAAAUUGAGCGCAAGGAAGCCAUCCCAGAGUCCUUCGGCAAGUACCUCCUCGAACGACAAGCGGAGCUCGAGCUAUCAGACGACGAAACAGCCUAUCUCGCCGGGUCGAUGUUCGGUGCAGGAUCCGACACGACGGCAUCGGCCAUCUCGAUCGCGGUUAUGGCAUCUGCGUGCUACCCUGCUGCACAGGCUCGGGUCCAGGAGGAGCUUGAUGCAGUGGUUGGACGGGAACGGCCACCUGAGUUGGACCUGAUGGGCAUUGGCGCGAGGGAGCAGGAGAAGCUGCCGCAGCUGAUGGCAUUUGUGCUGGAGACCUUCAGGUGGAGGCCUGUUUCUGCUGGUGGAUUCCCGCAUAAGGCGACAAAGGACAUUGUCUGGAAAAACUACCUGAUUCCCAAAGGCGCGAGCGUCAUCGGUAAUGUGUGGUCUGUCGGACGCGACCCUGCAUAUUUCCCCGACCCGGAGAAAUUCGACCCCCAACGGUGGCUGAACAGCGAGGGGAGGAUUAAGGACGACCUACGCUCGUAUGCUUUUGGGUUUGGAAGGAGAGUAUGCCCUGGGCAGCAUAUGGCUACCGCCUCCGUAUUCCUCAACACCUCCCUUCUCCUCUGGGCGUUUAACAUCAGGAAGGACCCUUCGUCGCCCAUCGACGAGCUUGCCUUUACAGAGUCGGCGAAUACCCACCCGCUGCCGUUCAAGGUGAUCUUCGAACCUCGGGCCGCAAGCUCGAUGCAGGGUGUCAAGGAGCUCUUGGAAGAUUACGGAGUAUGA
Molecule: messenger RNA, 1548 nt
Organism: Cyclocybe aegerita
Lineage: Eukaryota; Fungi; Basidiomycota; Agaricomycetes; Agaricales; Hemipholiotaceae
Source: the annotation of a GenBank genome assembly